Cicer arietinum (chickpea) is the source of this 836-nucleotide messenger RNA. Its product is annotated as protein RDM1-like. Gene Ontology annotation, cellular component: nucleus; RNA polymerase V complex. The record is from RefSeq and is a predicted model, not a curated record. Gene Ontology annotation, biological process: gene silencing by siRNA-directed DNA methylation. Lineage: Eukaryota; Viridiplantae; Streptophyta; Magnoliopsida; Fabales; Fabaceae.
UAUUAACAAAUUCAAAAUGUAUCGACGCAGUUGCCCUUCGAGCUACAAUAAUAUGUCGAUGUCUGAUUCUGAAACUGAGUCUGAUGAAGACAUUAGAGGUCUAGUUAUACUUGACCAAAAAAAGAAGAAUAAUGGAAAAAGGCCAAUGAUCAAUUUGGAAAAUUUCCAGACCAGAAAAAAUGGAGAGGGUAAGAAGGUGCUUUCAUUGGCUGAGGAGAAUACAAAUCAAUUCAAGUCUAAAGCACAUGUAGAUCGAGAUGAUUUAGUGGAGCUGGCAACAAAAUACCAAAAGAUGAUGAAGAAAAUUUCAAUUCCAACAGGUCGUGUGCAAUAUGGAGUGGUAGUUAAUUGGCAAUGUUUGGCCAAAACAAUGAAGUUAUUGUAUGGUCAACCAUUGCAUUAUCUUACUCACAUGCUUUGUAAGCAAUGGGAUGAGUCAUGGUUUGAAAGUGAAGAUGGAGAGCAGCCAUUGGAUAUUAUGAUUAAAUGGAGUAAUGCAGAAGCAACUCUGUGGAAUGUUGAAGAAGUUCAUAGGCUUUGCACUUCCCCUAUUCAUCUUGCUAAGCUUUGGCUUAAUGAUCCUGAAUAUUGUACUUUUGUUCAUGAGGUCAUUCCAUUCCGUUGAUUCAUGCAUGCAUGCAUGAUCAAUGAAUUAAACAUUAAUAUUGUUAGCAAAUAAAGAAACAUCGUUGUUCAGUUUUAAGUUUUGUAGUCACUACAUUAGACAGUGAUAAAUAAAUUAUGACUUUGAGAUUAAUUUGCUCUUAAGUACUUUUAUGGUUUGCAAUUUUGUGCUCUUCAAUUUCUAUACUUGAAGAUCUUUUGAUGUGAACGUC